UUGCUGUUAUUCAAUUAUUCCAUGAAUAGUUAAUUCAUUAUGAAGUCUUGCUUUUUUAAAAGAAAGAAAGAGCACAAUUACUUUUAGUUACUUUUGCUAAAGCACGGACUCAGCUAGCAUAUAGUCUGAGCAUUCUUGUUCAUAUUACUUUUAGCAUUGAACAGCUUUCAGAAAUGGAGAUUGGCUUAGCAGUUGGAGGUGCAUUUCUAUCUUCAGCUUUGAAUGUUCUCUUUGAAAGGCUUGCUCCUCAGGGUGAGCUGCUCAAGAUGUUUCAGAGGCAAAAGCAUGAUUUUCAUCUCUUAGAGAAGCUAAGGAGGACUUUGUGUGGUUUCCGGGCUGUGCUAAGUGAUGCAGAGAAUAAGCAGGCAUCAAAUCCAGACGUGAGUCAGUGGCUUAAUGAACUUCGGGAUGUUGUGGACAAUGCUGAAAACUUAAUGGAAAAAAUCAAUUAUGAAGUUCUGAGAGUUAAGGUGGAAAGUCAGCAUCAAAAUCAUGCAGAAACAAGCAAGCAGCAAGUAAGUAACCUCAACUUGUCCUUGAGUGAUGGAUUUUUUCUUAACAUAAAGGAGAAGUUGGAAGGCACCACUGAAACAUUGGAGGAGUUGGAAAAGCAAAUUGGUAGGCUUGGCCUAAAGGACUAUCUUGUUUCUGUUAAACAAGAAUCUAGAGUACCUUCAACAUCUUUGGUUGAUGAAUCUGAUAUCUUUGGUAGGCAGAAUGAAAUAGAGACUUUGGUUGACCGUUUAUUGUCUGUUGAUGCCGAUGGAAAAAAGUAUAGUGUAAUUCCUAUUGUUGGAAAGGCGGGGGUUGGCAAGACAACACUUGCUAAAGCUGUUUACAAUAAUGAGAAGGUGAAAGUCCAUUUUGAUUUGAAAGCUUGGUUCUGUGUGUCUGAACCAUAUGAUGCUUCUAGAAUAACAAAAGGAUUACUUCAAGAAAUUGGUUCAUCCAACUUAAUGGUUGAUAACAAUCUUAAUCAGCUUCAAAUCAAAUUGAAGGAAAGCUUAAAAGGAAAAAAGUUUCUUAUUGUUUUAGAUGAUAUUUGGAAUGACAAGUACACCGAGUGGGAUGACUUGAGAAUUCCUUUUGCACAAGGAGAAAUUGGAAGUAAGAUCAUUGUGACGACACGUAAGGAGAGUGUUGCCGAGAUGAUGGUUAGUCGGCCAAUUAUCAUGGAGAUUCUUUCUAGCGAAUUCUCUUGGCCUUUAUUCAAAAGACAUGCAUUUGAAAAUAGAGAUCCCAAGGAACAUCCAGAACUUGAAGAGGUAGGAAAACAAAUUGCAAAAAAGUGCAAAGGUUUGCCUUUAGCACUAAAGACACUUGCUGGUUUGUUACGGUCCAAAUCAAAGAUUGAAGAGUGGAGACGCAUUUUGAGAAGUGAAAUAUGGGAACUGCCAGACAAAAUCAUAUUACCAGAAUUGAUGUUGAGCUACAAUGAUCUCCCUGUGCAUUUGAAGCAAUGCUUUUCCUACUGUGCAAUAUUUCCGAAAGAUUAUCCAUUUCGGAAAAAACAAGUCAUUCAGUUGUGGAUUGCUAAUGGUCUAGUACAGGGGUUGCAAAAUAAUGAAACAAUUGAAGAUUUAGGCAACCAAUACUUUCUCGAGUUGCGAUCAAGAUCAUUGUUUGAAAGGGUCCCAAGGUCUUCUCAAGGGAACACCGAGAAAUUCUUAAUGCAUGACCUUGUCAAUGAUUUGGCGCAAGUUACAUCUUCAAAACUUUGCAUCAAUUUGGAAGAUAACAAAGGAUCUGGUAUGUUGGGAAGAUGUCGACACCUAUCAUAUUCAAUGGGAUAUGGUGGUGACUUUGAGAAAUUGAAACCCCUCGACAAAUUGGACCAGCUGAGGACAUUGCUUCCUAUCAAUAUCAAGCUCUAUGGGACAUUUCAUUUAAGCAAGAGGGUGUUGCAUAAUAUAUUGUCAAGACUAACAUCCUUAAGGGCACUCUCAUUGUCUGGUUAUGACAUCAAAGAGUUGCCGAAUGACUUGUUCAUCAAAAUAAAACUCCUAAGAUUUUUGGACCUUUCUCGGACAUUGAUAAAGCAGUUACCAGAUUCAAUUUGUGUACUCUAUAACUUAGAGACACUUCUCUUGUCAUGUUGUCAAAAUCUUGUGGAGUUACCGAUGCAAAUGCCAAAAUUGAUCAAUUUGCGCCACCUUGAUAUUAGCGGUACUCCUUGCUUGAAGAAGCCGCAACAUCUGAGCAAGUUGAAAAGGAUCCGUGUGUUAUUGGGAGUUGAAUUUUUUCUUGGUGGUAGCAGUGGUUCGAGAAUGGAAGAUUUGGGUGAACUACAUAACUUGUAUGGAUCUCUAUCAAUUCGACAGUUGGAAAAUGUGGCGGAUAGAAGGGAAGCUUUGAAGGCAAACAUGAGAGGAAAGGAACAUAUUGAAAAGUUAUCAUUGGAGUGGAGUGUAAGUAUUGCGGACAGAACAGAAAAUGAAAGAGACAUACUUGAUGAGCUACAUCCAAAUCUAAAUAUUAAAGAACUCAAGAUCACUGGAUAUAGACGGACAAACUUUCCAAAUUGGCUAGCUGAUUAUUCAUUUUCUAAGCUGGUGGAAUUGUCUCUAAGCAACUGCGAGGACUGUUAUUCCUUGCCAGCAUUAGGACAACUUCCUUCUUUAAAAUUCCUUGCAAUUCGAGGGAUGUGUCGAAUAACAGAUGUGACUGACGAAUUCUAUGGUAAUUCGUCCUCCAAAAAGCCUUUUAACUCUCUAGAGCGACUUGAAUUUGCAGAGAUGUUGGAGUGGAAGCAGUGGCAUGUACUAGGGAUUGGAGAGUUUCCUAUACUUGAGAAUCUUUCAAUUAAAAAUUGCCCCAAGUUGAUUGGAAGGUUGCAUGAAAAUCUUUGUUCUCUGACAAGUUUGACAAUUUUAAAUUGUCCUGAACUCAAUCUGGAGGCACCUAUCCAACUUUCAAGUCUAAAAAAGUUUAAAGUUAUAGGUUCUCCUAAGGUUGGAGUUCUUUUUGAUGAUGCUGAACUGUUUUUGUCUCAACUUCAGGAAAUGAAACAGAUAGUUGAAUUAGAUAUUUACAAUUGUCAGUCUCUUACCUCCUUGCCUUUUAGCAGUAUGCCAAAUACCUUGAAGGAAAUAAAGAUAUAUUAUUGUGGGAAAUUGAAAUUGGAGUCAUCAGUUGGUGAUAUAAUUUCUAUAGGAAGUAACAUGUUUCUGGAAAGAUUGCAACUGAUAGGAUGUGAUUCUAUAAAUGAGUUGGUCACACAAGCACGCUAUUUGAGUGUAUUUAGUUGCCCCCGCCUUACAAAGUUUCUGGUUCCCAACGGGACUGAAGAUCUCAUAAUUUUUAACUGUGAGAAUCUUGAAAUACUUUCGAUGGCUCAAACGUUGUCAUUGCGUACUUUGAAUAUUAGCAACUGCGAGAAGCUUAAGUCGCUGCCAGAACAUAUGCAGGAACUCCUUCCAUCUCUUAAGGAACUGAAACUGAUUAGUUGUCCAGAAAUAGAGUCCUUUCCUGAAGGAGGAUUGCCCUUCAGUUUAGAAGUCCUUGAGAUCUUCUAUUGCAAGAAACUGGUGAAUGGGCGAAAGGAGUGGAGUUUACAGAGAUUCCCCUAUCUCAGAGAGUUACGCAUAGACCAUGAUGGUAGUGACGAAGAGAUUCCUGCUGAUGAAAAUUGGGAGUUGCCUUGCUCUAUUCGAACUCUUUGGAUGGACAAUAUGAAAACAUUAAGCAGCCAAGUUCUCAAAAGCCUCACCUCUCUUGAAUAUCUAUCUACUGUGAAUUUACCUCAAAUUCAGUCAUUGUUGGAAGAAGGGCUUCCCUCAUCUCUUUCUGAGCUUAGAUUAAAUGACCAUGACGAGCUCCAUUCACUACCUACCGAAGGUUUUCGACGCCUCACCUCGCUUCAACGUCUAUAUCUUUACCACUGCGAUCAACUCAAAUCUAUUCCAGAAUCAGCGCUGCCCUCCUCCCUAUCUGAGCUGACCAUCUUGAAUUGCCGUAAUCUCCAAUCUCUUCAAGUGAAAAGAAAGCCUUCCUUCCUCUCUCUGCUGCCUAUCUGUCGUUGCGGUAAUAAUCUCCAACCUCUUCCAGAAUCAGCGCUGCCCUCCUCCCUCUCUAAGCUGGUCAUCGAUGAUUGCCCUAAACUCCAAUCUCUUCCAGUAAAAGGGAUGCCCUCUUCCAUCUCUGCACUAUGGAUUCGCAACUGCCCAUUGCUCAAACCAAGUCUAGAAUUUGAGGAGGAGGAUUACUGGCCAAAUAUUGCUCAAAUUCCCACCAUAAAAAUCGACGAGGAAUAUCUGUAAUGUAAUGAUUAUAACGAGUGGUGCUCUGAUAAAUUGUGGGGCUUAUAUUGCCACUAUAAAGCCGAGGAAUCAUCUUCAGGUCAAGAUUAAUUGUGAUGUUAGAUGAGAAAAAUAGGAUUUUGACAACAGCAUGAUCAGUCACUUUGCUCUAUUUUGAGAGUGAUUUGGGAACUAUACAAUCUCAUUUUCUCUUGGAAGGCUUUUUCAGCUUUUAGCUGAAGUUUACCAUUGAUGGUCAUAUACUGCUCAAACUGCGUCUUGAAAUUGAGUAAAUGGACGAGUGGCCGGUGAUUGCUCAAUCCCCCCCACUCGGUUGAUAAUGAACUCAUAUAGCGAGCAAGAUAAAUAAGUGAUUCUCCAAAAAAUGGUGCCUAUUAAUUUUCAAGGCUUCUCUUGGCUUGUUUAUUAA
This is a messenger RNA of Nicotiana tabacum (common tobacco), 4668 nucleotides long. NCBI's taxonomy places the organism in Eukaryota, Viridiplantae, Streptophyta, Magnoliopsida, Solanales, Solanaceae. The record is from RefSeq and is a predicted model, not a curated record.